AUGCCGCCGAUAACCCCAGGCAUGAAAAUUGCGGCGGUCACGCGUCAACAUCUUGCCCACGAGACCAAGCUCCUCAGUCCAGAUUCCACGAGAAACCACACGGUCCAAAAGCUCGACAGCCUUUCCGAGGAUCCAAAGCCGCAUUUUGGAAACUCCAUCAGCAGGGGUAUUGUGAAGGCUAGCUCGGAUCUUAUUGUAUCUUCUCGGGCCUUGAUUCCAUCAUCAACUAUUGUACCACUCGACCCAGUCUUCUGGAGGUCUUGGUGUGGCUGGGUCGUGGUCGACGAAGAGGAGGAUGAGGCGGCGGAGGACAGUGUGGUAGUGUCUGUCGGAGAAGAAGUCGGCAACGCCUUCGAGGGCGACGAGCCAGCCGAUGGCGCGGACAAUGAGCCACAGAUUAGCAAGCGUCUGCGGUCGUUCCAUACUGUAUAG
Molecule: messenger RNA, 432 nt
Organism: Pyricularia grisea
Lineage: Eukaryota; Fungi; Ascomycota; Sordariomycetes; Magnaporthales; Pyriculariaceae
Exons: 2
Coding region: 1-432 (143 amino acids)
Source: RefSeq, a predicted model, not a curated record